AUGGACAAGAUGUUUGAGAAAUGGGGCGGUGGGGAGGUGUUGAAGAAGGCGGUGAGCGGGAUGCUGCCGAAGAAUCGGUUGAGGGACAAGCGGUUGGCGAGGUUGAAGGUCUUCGAGGGGGUGGAACAUCCGUAUGAGGAGAAUGUGGUGAGGAUUGAGGGAGUUGUGCAGCGGAAUGGGAUACCGCCGCCGACGAUGGAGGGGAAGGUGAUGGAGGCGAUUAUUGCGGAUGCAGAGAUCAAAGGGCAGACGACGACGGGGAGUGCUACAACUGGAACCGGGAACUCGAACGCACGGUGA
Messenger RNA from Cyphellophora attinorum, 300 nucleotides. RefSeq names its product 54S ribosomal protein L23, mitochondrial. Lineage: Eukaryota; Fungi; Ascomycota; Eurotiomycetes; Chaetothyriales; Cyphellophoraceae. The transcript has a single exon. Gene Ontology annotation, cellular component: mitochondrial large ribosomal subunit; ribosome. The record is from RefSeq and is a predicted model, not a curated record. Gene Ontology annotation, biological process: translation; negative regulation of translation. Bases 1 to 300 code for a protein of 99 amino acids. Gene Ontology annotation, molecular function: structural constituent of ribosome; mRNA binding.